Molecule: messenger RNA, 1654 nt
Organism: Trichosurus vulpecula (common brushtail)
Lineage: Eukaryota; Metazoa; Chordata; Mammalia; Diprotodontia; Phalangeridae
Product: zinc finger protein 32-like
Exons: 1
Biological process (GO): regulation of transcription by RNA polymerase II
Molecular function (GO): RNA polymerase II cis-regulatory region sequence-specific DNA binding; DNA-binding transcription factor activity, RNA polymerase II-specific
Source: RefSeq, a predicted model, not a curated record
UUUCGUCCUGUCCCGACCCGAGAAGCCGAGGAGACGGAGCCCGAGCAGCGUGAGCCGCGGGCCCCGGCCCCCUCCAAGGAGCCGGCCGCCGGGGCCCCGGCCGCAUCCGUGAUGCAGAUGCACUGCCAGUGCCACCUGUGCGUGAGCACGUUCCAGGCCCAGAUGAGCCUGAGCGUGCACUUCAAGGAGCACUAUGCCCCGAAGAUCUACGAGUGCGCUGAGUGCCAGAAGACCUUCAAGCAGAAGGGCAGCCUGACUGUCCACGAGCGGAUGCACACGGGGGAGAAGCCCUACGUGUGCCUGGACUGCGGUAAAUGCUUCCGCAACGGAGGCAACCUCACGGUGCACCGGCGCGUCCACACGGGCGAGCAGCCGUACAAGUGUGACGCCUGUGGCACCGGCUUCAGCCAGAAGGGCAGCCUCGUGGUGCACCUGCGCAUCCACACGGGACAGAAACCGUACGAGUGCACGCAGUGUGGGAAGCGGUUCAGCACCCGCGGGAACCUGGUCAAGCACCUCCGCGUGCACACGGGAGACCGGCCGUACAAGUGCAGCCAGUGCGAGAAGACGUUCACGCAGAGGGGCAGCCUGACCGUGCACAUGCGGAGCUGCGCCAAGGCCGCCCACCUCGCCUGCUGUGUGCCCGACGGCUGCUUCCCGUAACUUGGCUUGUUUCGCUUUCCUUCGCCCCUUCAACCGCAACGGCCACUUUCCUUCGCCCUCUCAACCGCAAGGACCGCCGAACAACAUGCCCCCAGACCCAGACGGGCAGCUUGUUUUCCUUUGCUUUUACCGAUCUCAACGUGCUUGAGGUCACAGGGAGGCUAUUUAGUUCCCAUUUUAUUUUGUGCCAUAUCACCCUGUUUGCUCUGUUCUUUGGUGUCUUUUUAGGAUAUGAAUCAGCUUUAAAUAAUCCCUUCUGCAGGUAAUGUCUUUUCUUGUCGACAAAACUCAAAAGAACACCGAGUUCCGAGCAAUGAUUAUUGUAUCUUGAGUGCAAAGACGGCUUGAGUUGUGAUGCCAGUUUGUCUUAUCAAAGGAGACUUGGACUGGAGGUGCAUUUGGCUGAUUCUGUCAUUAGCCAGGUUGAAUUUCUGCCAUCAUUAAAAACAAAGUACCCUUACAAGUACCCUCCUUAACAUCUGAUGUAGGCCUCUGUUGAAUACACUAGUAGAUUAUGAAUUACUGUCCACAAUACUGCCAAUCCGGUAAUGGACUUUGAAGUUUUCUUUGCCAACAUUUCUUUACCGUAUGUAAAAAGUAUCUUCUUUUUGUAUAUUACCUUUUACCGUUUAUUUCUCGAAGUUAAAGUAUUCACAUGGGAUCAUCCUGCAGUAACAUGUUCAAAGAUAACUUUAGUGAGCUACCAAACCAGGUGUGUCCGACAAAAGGUCCCACCCUACAAGCGAUCAACAUCUUUCUGUCUUGGCAAUCUUUAGUUGGAACUUGACAUAUUGACACUAUCAUUAAGGCAUUUAUGUAACUUAGGAACAAUAUCUUUGGGGCGCUGGCCCCAUCCAUCUAUCAAUAUUUGUAAUUCCAAAAGAAUUUUUGAGCUCUUGGUGACUUAGUACAAAAUCCUGAUGUCACAAAAUAUUUGUUGCCUGGAUAAACAUUACAAUAAAGUGCCUAAUUUGUAGGUGUUCAAACCAUG